UGGACAGUUUCACUUUUUAAUUUUUUUUAAUCAAUUAGGUAUUCAUUCAAGGUGGUUCCCUCCGUCUCCACUCGCUUGCCAAAAUGGAGGGAGAAGUAGCCAGUCUAAGAAGAUUUCUUCGAUGGGCAGCCGAGCAGGGGAUCACGGACUCUCUGUCACCUACCACCCCACCGGACUCUUCUUUGGGUCACUCCCUCUCCGUCUCCCAUUUUCCCGAAGCCGGGGGAAGAGGUUUGGCGGCAGCUCGUGACCUCUGCAAAGGGGAGUUGAUUCUCAGAGUUCCAAAGACUGCUUUGAUUACAACUGAAGUUUUGGCGAAUAACGACCAUUCUCUUUCUCUUGCUCUGCAAAGUCACACUUCUCUCUCUCCUACUCAGGUACUGGCCGUUUCUUUGCUAAAUGAAGUAAACAAAGGGAAUAGCUCUCGGUGGUAUACUUAUUUAAAGCAAUUACCACGCAGUUAUGAUAUCCUUGCUGGUUUUGAUCAUGUUGAAAUACAGGCGUUGCAGGCUGAUGAUGCUAUCUGGGCUGCUGAAAAGGCUGUGCAGAAGGCUAAGUUGGAACUUAAUGAAGUUAGUGUUCUAAUGCAUGAAUUGAAGCUUAAGCAACAUCUAAUGACACUUAAGGCAUGGCUCUGGGCUUCUGCAACUUGGGACCAGGUACUACAACGGUAGUUGUUUCAAUUAAUCAACACUCAACUACGAUGCACUUAUUUCUUUGCAUGCUAAGACUGAAUGUCUGCAUGCCGUGUUUGAAGAUAUCAUCCCGAACCAUGCACAUUCCUUGGGAUAGUGCUGGUUGUUUAUGCCCCGUUGGAGAUUUUUUCAAUUACGAUGCACCUGGAAGUCAUGGAGUAGAGAACUCUGAAGAUCCCUUUAAUGGCUCUGAUGACCACUCAAUAACAACUGUUACACGGCUAAUUGAUGCUGAAUAUGAAGAAGAUCUCACUGCCUAUUGCUUCUAUGCUAGAAGAAACUACAGAAAAGGGGAUCAGGGGGAAGACUGCGUACAUCCGAUCUCUCUUACCCCACCGUUGGUGGGAGCCUUUACGGCACUGGGGUAAAUGAAAAUGAUGAGUCAUUAGCAGUUUAUUAUUUCCCUACAAUUGCUCCUUGACACUUCAUUCUUUCCCUACAAUGGAUGCGAACGUUACUGCAGAUUCUUCUAAGCUACGGAACCUACACGAACUUGGAGCUUCUAGAACACUACGGCUUUGUACUGACGGACAAUCCCAACGACAAAGCAUUCAUUCCAUUGGAACCAAGCAUGUACCAACUGUGUUCUUGGUCUAGUGAUUUGAUCCACAUUGGCAAAGAAGGGAACCCAUCAUUCGCCUUACUAUCCACCCUACGCCUAUGGGCGACCCCGCAAGACAUGCGCAAGUCCAUCAAGCAAUAUGUGUAUUCGGGAAAUCAACUCUCUCCCGAAAAUGAAGUUUCUGUCAUGGAAUGGCUUGUGCACAAGUGUCUACUUUUGUUGGGAAACCUUCCAACGUCACUUGAAAGUGACAAGAACUUGCUCCGCUUUGUUGACAACACUCUAGAAGAUUGUAAAAUGGAGAGUGGAGAAAUGCCACUAGAGUUUUUGAAUUUCCUUCAGAGCAAGAAUUUGAUUGGAGAAAAACCCUGUCUAAUUACUAGCUUACCUAAAACGAGGUAUUUUCACAAAUGGAAGCUAGCUAUCAAGUGGAGAUUGCACUUUAAGGCAAUGUUAUAUAAGUGCAUCGAAUAUUGUACAAAGACGCGAGAUAAAAUUAUUUCUCAAAAUCAUUGAACGGAAUAAUGAACUUGGCGCUGGGCUUGUAGCGUGCAGUAUCAUGUAAUGUAUGUAAUCGGUAAUCCCGUCUAAUGUAAUCAACUUUGUUUCGCUUCAAUCCA
Cuscuta europaea is the source of this 1877-nucleotide messenger RNA. NCBI's taxonomy places the organism in Eukaryota, Viridiplantae, Streptophyta, Magnoliopsida, Solanales, Convolvulaceae. The record is from the annotation of a GenBank genome assembly.